AUGUCUUCACAACCACCACCGAAUGGUCCCGGUCGCGGUGUAAGCCAACUGUAUCCCACACCUCCAGUCCUUGGCAUGGUAUCACAAGCACCUCCUGCCGAUACACCUGCACAUGAUGUGAGCCAGCUUUAUGCAUCCACUAGUACUUCUCAUGCCCAGACUCUCAAAACUCCUUCUAAAGCACCAUCGGCUACUGCUUCAAGUCAGUCUCGUCAGUUAGCAGUUAGAGCUUCUCAGGUUCAGCCUCAGCAGGCAUCUGUACGAGUCUCACAGGCUCCGUAUAAUCAGGCAACAGCCAGAGCGUCUCAUGCUGCGACGCUAAGAGGUGCGUCGAAAGCGCCGUCUCAUCAACCGUCUGUUAAACCUUCUCAUGCAGCGACUCUUAGAGGUCCGUCUCAAGCCCCACCCCAUCAACCAUCUAUCAAACCUUCACAUGCCGCUGCUCUCAGAGGUCCCUCUCAAGCCCCACUCCCUCAAACAUCAACUCGUGUCGCAAGCCAGUAUCAUACCACAUCUUCUCGAAUGCCAAAUGGCCAAGCCUCCAUCAGUGCAAAUAACGGUGCCACAGAGCUUAGACAUGAUGUUUCCCAGCUGCCAACAAUUAUGUUACAAGCUCCAUUUGAUCACAAGACAUUAAUCCAACGCGACACCACCCUAAUCGCUCAACCCACGCUUCUCCAACGCGACGCAUCUAAAAUGCCAUUCUCCACGCCAACCAUAAAAGAAGCCAGCAAAGCCCCCACCAUCACCCCCUCUCAAAAAUUCCAAAACCUCUCCAGCGUCCGAAGUAUCCUACACUUACCCGUCGAUAUACAAAUGGGCCAGUCGACAAAGCACGAUCAACGAAAUGAAAGGACCCGAGCGCAAAGCUCAAGAACGAGUGGUCCUUGGGCAAACUCGGACAAUUGGAUACUGGAUGUCCGCAGAAUUAUGGAUGGUCUCGUCAGAGCGAUGGUUAUAUUUGUGAUGGGGGAAGUCACUAUAUUACGGAUUUGUUAUUGGCGGAAGGUAUGGGUGGUAUGUUUGUGGUGA
Messenger RNA from Sclerotinia sclerotiorum 1980 UF-70, 1032 nucleotides. RefSeq lists its product with no specific name. The coding region runs from base 1 to 1032 and encodes 343 amino acids. The record is from RefSeq and is a predicted model, not a curated record. The transcript has a single exon. Lineage: Eukaryota; Fungi; Ascomycota; Leotiomycetes; Helotiales; Sclerotiniaceae.